UGCACUCACUGGGGUGAUGAGAUCAAGGGAUUCUCUAAAAAGAGACUCAAGAAACAAUGCACUCGAGUUACAACAUUAUCAGGGAAAAGAAUCAUAGAAACAUGGAAAGAUUCCCUGGUGCAUGUUGUGGAUGACCCAGAUCAACAUGAAGGACCAGCCUGUGGAUAUGUGCAGGAUCUUAGCAUGGACUUGCAGGUGGGCGUCAUCAAGUCCUGGUUAUUGUUGGGCUCACAAGAUAUUGCACAGGACCUGGAUGUACUAAAAAAUUAUAAGGUCACCCAUAUUUUGAAUGUAGCCUACGGUGUGGAAAAUGUAUUUCCAAAUGACUUUACUUAUAGGAAGCUUUCCAUCCUUGACCUACCUGAGACUGACAUCACUUCAUAUUUCCCAGAGUGCUUUGAUUUUAUAGACCAAACAAAAAAGGAGGAUGGCGUGGUGCUUGUCCACUGCAAUGCAGGCGUGUCUCGCGCUCCAGCAAUCAUUAUUGGUUAUUUGAUGUAUAAUGAAAAACUGAAUUUUGCCAGAGCCUUUUCAAUUGUAAAAAAUGCCAGACCCGCAGCCUGCCCAAACCCCGGAUUCAUGGAACAGCUCCACAAGUAUCAAGACAGUAUAAGAAGACAAACAGACAUACAUGAAAAGACAGACUGA
This is a messenger RNA of Staurois parvus, 648 nucleotides long. The record is from the annotation of a GenBank genome assembly. Lineage: Eukaryota; Metazoa; Chordata; Amphibia; Anura; Ranidae.